Messenger RNA from Ichthyophthirius multifiliis, 1311 nucleotides. RefSeq lists its product as hypothetical. Lineage: Eukaryota; Ciliophora; Oligohymenophorea; Hymenostomatida. The transcript has a single exon. The record is from RefSeq and is a predicted model, not a curated record.
UAGAAAUAUUAAUAAUUAAUUAUUUUGUCUUUUUCGUUUUAUAUUUUUUACUCAAAAUCAAGUUUCUUGGCCUAAACUUUAUCAAAUUUACUCAUUAUGACAUAAGUAUUAAAAAUUCCUGAAAUAUUAUUAAGAGGCUUAAUAAUAUUUGAUGAAAUAUUAUUGCUUUAACGUAAAGAAUAAAUUUAUUAAGAAUAAUCAUAAUCUUUCUUUUUAAUUGAAAAUUUUUCUAUUUCUCCUUUUUCUUUUUCUUCUUGUUAUUUUUUUUUUUAUUUUUAUUAAAAAGCAUUAUUAUUUAAUUUUUUUUAACUCAGAUUUUUAUUUUCUAAAUAUUCAAAAAAUUUAUUACCAUAAUUUUUCUUUUAAUUAUUUUUAUUUUUUUUCUAAUAAAUUUUCUCAAUUAAAAUUUCAUCAAAAUCUUCAUCAUCUUUAUCACUAUUAUCAACAUCGAUAUUUAAAUUUUUUAAUAUUUUUUUAUUUUCUUUCUUUAUUUCUUCUAUAUUUUCUUUAAGUACGAAAUUUUAUUUCUAAAACGCAUCUAUAGGUUUAGCUAUUCCCUAUUCAUUUUUUCCUAAUCCUUUUCCUUAUUUAUAUCCCAUUUUUACUAACAUAUUAUACCCUUUUCCGUAACUAUUUUAUUAUUCAAUUUCUUCUUUGGAAGGAAUAAAUUUCUUUUAUAACUCUUUUUUUUCUAUCUUUUCAUUUUUUUAUAUACCUUUUUUUCCAAAACUAAUUGGUAAAUUAAAAUUUUGUUCGAAUUUUUCUUCUAUUUAAGAAUUUUUUAAUUUGAAAUCGAAAAUUUUUUUUUAUCUUAUUUCUUCGUGUUUAACUACUUCUUUUUAUUCUUAUACAUUAUUUAAUUUUAUUUUUUUCACAAUUAUUUCUUAUACUUACUCGUCUGAUUCUUCUUCUUAAUCAUCUCCGUUUUAUAUUUCCUCACUUUUUUCUUUGUAAUCGAAUUCAUUUAAAUCUUCAUCAUCUUCAUCAUUUAAAUAUUAUAAUGGAUUAAAAUUUUCUCUUGCUUGUUUGGCCAAAACAAAGUUUUCUUUUAAAUUUUCUUCGUCAAAAGUAACUUUCUUUUUCUUUUUUUCUUUUACUUUUACUGUCUAUUUACUUGGAUUAUACAAUAUUUCUCCACCUUUUCUAAACAUAUUUUAUAAUCCAUUUUAUUUGAAGUUAAUUAUAGGUUUUUUCUCUUAUUCGCUUUCUUCCAUAAAAACUCCAUAUAUUUAAUCUUCUUUUGUAAAACGUUUUUUAGCCUUUGUAAAUUAAAUAAAACCAUCUUCAUCUAUAUGUGCUCCUUAAUACUCU